This is a messenger RNA of Gasterosteus aculeatus aculeatus (three-spined stickleback), 1707 nucleotides long. It is a transcript of the gene kcnmb3, whose product is annotated as potassium calcium-activated channel subfamily M regulatory beta subunit 3. The record is from RefSeq and is a predicted model, not a curated record. Gene Ontology annotation, biological process: potassium ion transport; detection of calcium ion. Lineage: Eukaryota; Metazoa; Chordata; Actinopteri; Perciformes; Gasterosteidae. Gene Ontology annotation, molecular function: calcium-activated potassium channel activity; potassium channel regulator activity. Gene Ontology annotation, cellular component: membrane; voltage-gated potassium channel complex.
GGACCAUCGACCGUAGACUGUUGUGAAACCCGUCAAGUCUCAACAGACCUCCAAAUUCUGAUUUUCAACUCCUGGACACAGGAUGUAUGGUCGAACAAACUGUCCAUGCCGGAAAGUCCAGGCGCAUCGCUUUGAGCAGUUUGUAUUUUUUUUUUUAAUUGCAUCACAAUAAAGACAAAUCAAGGUCAGUUCACGUGUGAGAAGAAGGACUUUUAGGCCUUUUGUGUCCUCUGUCGACCUGGAGUGAGCUAUUCGACAAAAUAUUAUCUGAUGAGGUCACCAAGGUUAUUUGAAAGACUAAAUUCCACUCUUUAAACUCGUGUAAACAAAGGUUUUAUGUAGAAAAACAAAGUGAAUGUGGAUACUUUGAGCACAGAAGGGAAUCACAUGGUUUGAAAGAAUAGAAGAUUAAUUAAAAUGAACCAAAUCAUAAAACGAGUCAAAAACAAAAUUUGAUGAAUUAAAUUUAAAAUGUUGGACAAAAUCCUUAAACCCUGUGCGUGUGUGUGUAUGUGUGUGCGUGUGCGUGAGAGAGACACAGGGAGCUGCUGCACACGGCUCAGGAGCAGGAGUGGAGUUGCGGCGUGGGGGGCCGCGGGGGGCAGCGAGCUCGGAUGCCAGCGUCGAGCGUCGGGGAGGACAGAGCCGUCCUGCUGGGCUACGCCAUGAUGGCCUUCUCCGUGCUCAUGUUCUUUGUGGUCGGCUUCACUGUGGUCAAACCUUACGUGAACAGUGACUGGGAGGAGGAGGCCGGCUGCGUGCUGCUGCAGGCCGACAUCCUGGAGGAGUGGGUGGACUGCAGAGGUGUGAGCACUGUACCUUGCCUCAGGGUCACGGUCAACCUCACCAGCUCCAAUAAGAGGGCUUUCCUCCACUUUGACGAGGAGUCCGUCCUGCUCGCUCCGCAGUGUUUCUACGUCCCCAAAUGUCAAUCGGACGGAGCCGAACUUCUGGCGGAGGUGCGGACAUUGAAAAACAGCUUGGACGCUCAGCUGGGGAGCGCGUCGUCUUGCUUCACGGACCCGACGAGGCACCCCGGGGACGUCAUCCUGAGCAGGAAGUACACCUUGAAGAAAGGCCUGUCUGCGUUGCUGUGGCCCGGGCUGAUGCUGGCUGGCGGAGCGCUGCUGGUGGGCCUUGUGAAGCUGACGCAGCGCUUGGCCCACUUCUCCUCCGAGAUGUGCAGCGAGGCCGCAGCGGGCCGGCUGACACCGACGGACACUCAGGGCAAACUGUACCGAAUGCUGCAGCCAUCCGGCGUGCAGUCUCCGUCGUGACACAUCCAGUGUGUGUGUGUGUGUGUGUGUGUGCGCGCGCGUGCGCGCGAAAUGGAUAGAAGAGAAAGAGGAUGAACCUUGUUAAGCAAUGUUAUGAGGAAAUAGUAGGUCCAAACGGAAUGCAUAUACAGCAUACACUUGUUAAAAGCAAGCUGAAUAAAAAGUAGGUGAUUUGGAAAGCAGGGUUAUUAUAAUGAAAUAAAAGCAACGGUAACGUCAAAGUUCUUGAAAGCUUAUUCAGUAUGGCUGAAGAAGAAAAGAUUCUUAGUGUAAUUUCAAUUGGAAGAUUCCCUUGUUGGGCACAAAUUGAAGGAUAUCAGCCACGUGAAUUUCUAUCUUUUCACGAAGCACAAAAGUGGCACGUUAAUUACAUACAUUUCGUUUGCAAGAAAGCAAUGUAAUAAAUAAAAAGAGUCUGGUUAUCUUUUUU